ACAUUGACUCCUUACAACAACAAAAGUUGAGAGAAAAAACAAACGGAAUUUUUGGAAUUGGAACUUGGAAGUCAAGCAAAAUGUCGUCAAAUAAUCUUUGACAAUAUUUGAAAUCCUACGUUAUUAUAGUUCUUUCGUAAUUUAAAUUUAAUCAUAGUGUUUUUCUAUUUGUGUUGAAGCGAUUAUUUACUAUUUUUACUCAGUUAAACUCAGUGUACGAAGCUACCUAUACUUGUACUAAAUAUCAAAGAGAAUAUUCGUUGGGCGUAGAAAAGAAAAUGGCGUGCGCUACUCUGAAAAGAAAUUUGGAUUGGGAGUCCAUGGCUCAAUUGCCUGCUAAAAGGCGAAGAUGUGCACCAUUUGCAGCAAGUUCAAGUACUAGCCCUGGAAUUAAAGUGUCUGAAAGUAGGAGCUCAUCUUCAUUUGGAGAAAAUGUUUCAGCACCUGCGAAAUUAACCCCAGAACGCAUGGCACAAGAGAUAUGUGAUGAAAUCAAAAGACUACACAGGCGCCGCCAACUACGACUGACUACUGGUGCGCCGUGCUCAUCAUCCAGCGGCAGUGAAGGAGACUGCUCUCCUCCACACCGCUCUUCACACAACUCACAGAGAGUCCACAACCGUGCACUAUUCACUUUCAAACAGGUGCGCAUGAUCUGCGAGCGGAUGCUGAGCGAGCAGGAGGCGGCCCUGCGCGCCGAGUACGAGGCGGCUCUCAGCACCAAGCUGGCCGAGCAGUACGAGGCUUUCGUGCGCUUCAACUUGGAUCAGGUCCAGCGCAGACCGCCGCCGACCUGCAUGCCGCACAGCAUGGACGCGGACCACAUGCACCAGGACCUCGUGCCCAGCUAUCUGUCCUAAUAAUGGCGCAGUCGGCGAGUGCAGUUAUUGCUGCAAAUAUAUCAAGACAAACAUAUUUUGGUAUAUGUGAUCCAAUGCAGGAAAAUAUUGCUAAUAUGGUUUCCUGACAAAAUUAAGAUAUUGUGAUUGCUACGUGGAAUUUAGGACAGUCGAUAUUGAGAAUGUAUAAUACUAUAAAUAAGAGGAUGAAUUUAAACCCUUCAUACAAUACAUUAUUUUCAAAACAUCUUUUUUUAACCUGUUACAUACAAUACACACAAGCAAUAAUUUUUAUAAGAGAACAUGAUAUAUUUUUUACUACAGGCUUCUCAAUAUCGAUUUGCUAAGUUCCACAAGUUUGUUCAUGCCACAUAACAUAAAUUAGCUUGUAAUGCUUUAGAUAAGGUUUGCUGGAUAAUUGUGUUCAUAGACUGAGGAAGAAGUAGACGAUGGAUUGGCCAAGGUUCUUUAGCAGUUCUGUUUGUCAACUUAUCGGGUUGACUUGAUGAAAACAAUAACACCAUAACAAUUACUUGGAUUCUACCUUGUGUUAAACUAGUAUUUUGUAAUCUUUCUCAAUCUUUUGAGAACUCUAUAGUAGUUACUUACUAGUAGUACACAAAUAAUAAAUUCACGCAGAGUGCCUGUUGCAAAAUUGUAUUGUUCUCAGUUAUUUUUUUCUGCAAAUAUGUAGCCAUAAUUGGUAUAGUUAUUUUUAUUACUUACCUAGUGUCGAAUUAUACUUUAUAGGUUAAAUUAUUAUUUAAUUUGACGUGUUGGUUGUUAGUCUUGUAAUGUAACGACUGGAACAUAACCAUACGACAAAAUAUUCAACUUAUCGUAAGUUUUCUUUACUUGUAGAAACGUAUAUUUGUUAGUUUUCGAUUUGUAAAACUGUGCUUGCUUUCCAAAGCCGCUGAUCUUUUUCUGAUCAUCACAUUAAUUGCAGUACUUUUGGGUAUCUAAAGAGAUUCAUAUUAUAACUCUCCUUUCAAAUAAAAAGAAUCUGCUUCAUCUUUCUCAAUAAGCACUGUAUUUUUACUAAUCGAAAGCAUGUUCAAUAUUUAUAACUAUUUUCCCUGAUAAAUCGAAGGCUUGUUAGAGUAAUAUUUUAGCUUUAUUUAAUAAUAAAAAAAACUAGAUUUUCUCAAUAAUGUACUUUGACUACACUGUUCCUCAGUGUCCAACAACUACUCACAGUUACUCGACUGUAACGAAGAAGACAUGCAUUAUUGAAACUAUGUGUUUUUAUAAUAUUUAGUUUUAACUUUUUAUUGAAUUCAAGGAGAUCUAUGAUUGUUACCAAGCAUUAUUCAAUAAAAACUAGAAUAGGUUUUUUUAAAUUGUAUUAUCAGCUCAUUACUAGUAAGUUAUUGGCGUUAAGAACUGAAAAUAAAUUAGCUAAACUUAA
Molecule: messenger RNA, 2250 nt
Organism: Plutella xylostella (diamondback moth)
Lineage: Eukaryota; Metazoa; Arthropoda; Insecta; Lepidoptera; Plutellidae
Product: akirin
Biological process (GO): positive regulation of innate immune response; positive regulation of transcription by RNA polymerase II
Cellular component (GO): nucleus; chromatin
Molecular function (GO): transcription coregulator activity
Source: RefSeq, a predicted model, not a curated record